ACUGUGUUUAUUAAUAAAUUUCAUACAUCUUUUAUAAUAUAUUUAAAUCAAAACUGGAGAAAAAUGAAAGGUUUAUCAGCAAAUCCAAAUAAUAAUGGUUUAUUGGCAAAUUCAAGUGAUUACUCUUUUAAAAAUAACGAACCUGUUCCAUAUGGUUCAGGACAAUUUAAACGUAUAAAAAAACAUCAAGAUUUUAUGAGAAGAAUUAUUAAACUAGUUGGUGAAAUUGAUUAUGCAGUUGAACGACAUGCUAACUUAAUCAAAGAAAAGAAAGCUCAAGAACAAAAAAUUUUGGAAAGUAGAUUGAAACCUAAAGGUCAAUUAUCAAUAAAUAAUGAAUAAUUAUAAACAAUUUUAUUCAUUUUUCAAUACUUUUUUCAUAGUUUAAUUUGAUAAUUUAUUAAAUUGCAAAAACAAAUUUUUUAAAAUAUCAAUUAUUUUAUUUUAAAUUCAUAACUACAACUAUUUGAGCUGAUAAUCAAUAGGAUA
Molecule: messenger RNA, 489 nt
Organism: Apis laboriosa (Himalayan honeybee)
Lineage: Eukaryota; Metazoa; Arthropoda; Insecta; Hymenoptera; Apidae
Gene: mRpL52
Product: 39S ribosomal protein L52, mitochondrial
Exons: 3
Biological process (GO): mitochondrial translation
Cellular component (GO): mitochondrial large ribosomal subunit
Molecular function (GO): structural constituent of ribosome
Source: RefSeq, a predicted model, not a curated record